AUGUCUGAACUUGAUGUCUCCCUUGUUUACUUUCUUGCUGUUGUGGCGUUUGGUGCAGUCUUUAGAGUCCUUUUCAGAAAAUGGCCUUGUUUGAGCUUUGCAUUUGAGUUCACAACCUCAUUUGUGCUGGUGGCAUGCUGGCUGGAGGUGCUGACCAUUAUAGAGAUUGGUGAGUGGGCAGAGGGACUGGGAUCAGAUGUUACUCUGACCCUACGGUUUGUGGUGCUGCUGACCCAUGGUGUGAUCUGUGCUGGAGCCACUGGAAACCCCUCCCUGACUCUGAUGAAUUUCCUGCUGCUGGAGACCCCUACUCUGCACACUCUGCUGGCUUUGGCUGCUCAGUUCCUGGGGGCACACCUGGCCCUGAUUGUAGCUGGCUACUACUGGGCAAUGGAGCUCAAUGACAUGCACAUAAUUAAGAACCUGCUAUUCAGGGAGUGCAGCACAGCCCUGCGUGUCUCCCUGGUGCAGGGGGUCUAUUGUGAGUGUGUGUGUGCAUUCAUCUUUUAUCUGAUAUACCUCAGCCUGAGAUGUCGCGCUGCGUUGGUUCGGGUGCCUUUCUUUGCAGCUGUGCUCACCCUUCUCUCCCAUGCAGCCAGUGGUUAUACCUCAGCUUUCCUGAACCCCUCCCUGGCCUAUGGCCUUACCUUCUACUGUCCUGGGUUUACCUUUACGGAGUACUCAGUGGUCUACUGCCUUGGGCCCAUUAUUGGAAUGACCCUGGCCCUUCUCCUGUACAUGGGUCACAUCCCCAGGAUUUUUGCAAAGAAUCUGCUGUAUUCCCAGAAGACCCACGUACAGGUGCCAAAGGGGGACGGAGAUGAAAAGAAAAAGUGAAAGAAAGACAUCAUCCACCUCAGCUGAGGCAAUAUAGGACAUAUGAGUGCAUUAGGAACACACUACUCAAUUUUGUUCCUAUUGGGAGAAGAUAUUACAUUAGGGACGGCAGGGUAGCCUAGUGGUUAGCGCAUUGGACUAGUAACCGAAAGGUUGCAAGUUCAAACCCCCGAGCUGACAAGGUACAAAUCUGUCGUUUUGCCCCUGAACAGGCAGUUAACCCACUGUUCCUAGGCCGUCAUUGAAAAUAAGAAUUUGUUUUUAACUGACUUGCCUAGUAAAAUAAAAUGCACUGAGCAUUAUAUUCAACAGCCUAUUCUCUCCUUAAGUUACUGACAAAAAAGGUGUGGGCUGUAGAACAUCUGUACAUUUAUGAUAGUACAAGUUACAACUCAUAUCGCCUGUGUUCUUACAGAAGUAAUAAAUAAAUUAAAAAUACAUUUUUAUGAAAAGGACAUUUAACAUUGGUUGUCGUUCCUGAACUUCCUGUACACUGUGAGCACGUUGAGGUAGAUUAAACAUCAAAUGUAUUUUUAACCAACCUCAACCUCUCCCAUUACAAUGACAA
Oncorhynchus nerka (sockeye salmon) is the source of this 1405-nucleotide messenger RNA. RefSeq names its product aquaporin-12-like. Gene Ontology annotation, biological process: transmembrane transport. The record is from RefSeq and is a predicted model, not a curated record. The coding region runs from base 1 to 837 and encodes 278 amino acids. Gene Ontology annotation, cellular component: cytoplasm; membrane. Gene Ontology annotation, molecular function: channel activity. Lineage: Eukaryota; Metazoa; Chordata; Actinopteri; Salmoniformes; Salmonidae. The transcript has 3 exons.